AUGAUUUCCAUAUCCAGAGAAAAGCUCCUCAAACCAGGCGAGCUUUUAAAACUUCACACAACUUUUAGAAAUUCUCUUGUUUCUAUCGACACUCAGACAUCAAAUCUUCAAGCCAAAAUAAAAAACCAAAAUGACAUUAUAGCUCACAAAAAACAAAAAGGAGACCAAAAAGGAACUUCAUUCUGUAUAAAACUUAAAAAGUUUUACGAAAGAAAAAUGCUAAAUCUUGAAGACAAAAGAAACAAAAUCGAAGGAUUUUUAUAUGUAAUGGAAUGUAUAAGCUUGGGUAAAUUUACUGAAAAUAAGGGUGGGGAAGUUGAUACAUUUGAACGUUUAAAAACUGAGUCUGAGCAAUGUGAUGAGUGAAUAAGAAAAAUAACCCUAGAAAUCGGAGAACCAUAUGGGCAUUUAGAGAACAUCGACGAAGAUGAACUGCUGGAUGAAAUAGGCGGUGUUGAAGAGCAGGAAAUGAAGGAGUAUACAAGUAGUGAUGAAGAAGAAUCAAAAAUUUUUUUAUUUAAAUAA
This is a messenger RNA of Blepharisma stoltei, 525 nucleotides long. NCBI's taxonomy places the organism in Eukaryota, Ciliophora, Heterotrichea, Heterotrichida, Blepharismidae. The record is from the annotation of a GenBank genome assembly.